Molecule: messenger RNA, 411 nt
Organism: Zingiber officinale
Lineage: Eukaryota; Viridiplantae; Streptophyta; Magnoliopsida; Zingiberales; Zingiberaceae
Product: profilin-4-like
Exons: 3
Coding region: 16-411 (131 amino acids)
Cellular component (GO): cell cortex
Molecular function (GO): actin monomer binding
Source: RefSeq, a predicted model, not a curated record
GAAGUUAAAAGAAAAAUGUCUUGGCAAACAUACAUCGAUGAGCACUUGAUGUGUGAUGUCGAGGGUCACCGGCUGAUUGCCGCGGCAAUCAUUGGCCACGACGGUAGUGUUUGGGCGCAGAGUGAAUCCUUUCCUCAGUUGAAGCCUGAGGAGGUCACAAACAUCAUGAAGGACUUCGAUGAACCUGGAACACUUGCGCCAACCGGCUUAUUUCUUGGAACAGCAAAAUACAUGGUCAUUCAAGGAGAACCAGGAGUUGUGAUCCGUGGCAAGAAGGGAUCAGGCGGUGCCACAAUUAGGAAGACCAGCCAAACACUCAUCUUCGGCAUCUACGAAGAGCCGAUGACUCCAGGGCAAUGCAAUUUGGUCGUUGAGAGGUUGGGCGAUUACCUCAACGACCAAGGCUUCUAG